Molecule: messenger RNA, 789 nt
Organism: Telopea speciosissima
Lineage: Eukaryota; Viridiplantae; Streptophyta; Magnoliopsida; Proteales; Proteaceae
Product: myb-related protein 330-like
Exons: 3
Coding region: 1-789 (262 amino acids)
Source: RefSeq, a predicted model, not a curated record
AUGGUGAGGGUUGCCGGAGAUCUCUCCCCAAAGCUGCAGCUAUCUAAAUAUAUUUGUUGGGUUUCAGGUCUGUUGCAUUGUGGAAAGAGUUGCAGACUUGGAUGGAUAAACUACCUAAGGCCUGAUCUCAAAAGAGGCAAUUUUACUGAAGAAGAAGAUGAGCUUAUCAUUAAACUCCAUAGCUUAGUUGGAAACAAAUGGUCUCUCAUUGCUGGAAGAUUAACCGGAAGAACAGAUAAUGAGAUCAAGAACUACUGGAAUACCCACAUCAAACGCAAGCUUUUGAGCCGUGGAAUUGACCCUCAAACACACCGACCGAUCGGCGGCGCCGCCAACCCCACCACCACCACCACGACCACAACCACUACUACUGCCACCACACCCACAACCCCUUACUCCGAUGGGGUCAUCAACUCUUCUUCACCGGCACAUGCGCUUACGCCGGAGAUUGUUGUCAUGAAUAUUAACCAUAGUAAGGCUGAAGAGGCACAGAGCAGCAGCGGAACCACAGAAGAACACCAACAAGAACCACCACUACCACCACCACAACAACAACAACAGUACCCAGAUCUCAAUCUUGAUCUAUCUAUAAGUCUUCCGUUCCAACUAGGGAAACCGUCGCCAAAUACAGCAGAAUCGAAGCAACAAAUAUUGUCUAACUACCAGGUGUUUACAGCACCACAGCCCGUCUUCACUCAAGCAAUCUGUUUGUGUUAUCGAUUAGGGCUUCAAAGUAGCCAAGCUUGCAAUUGGCAAGCCACCAUGAUAUCCAAUGGUUUCAAGGGAUGA